AACUAAUUUACUGUCCUUGGAAGAAAACAAUCCAACUGUAAAUAGGUUAAUAGUCUGACUUAGACAAUAAAUUAGUUCUAGUUCUAGAUCUAGAUAUCUAAAUCCAGAUAGAUCUAUAUCUAAUCAAUAAAAUUAGAUCUAUCUUCAUAGAUAUAAACAAUAAUGUCAAUUUUUUAUAAGUUUAACAGUUUUACGCAAAGUAUUUCUCCGGCAUCCCAAGACGUUGCAAUGGGUCGGCCAAUAACUCCACAGGCAUUUUCCACCAAUGUAACAAAGACCCCAGAAGUAUUUUAUGACUUUAAACCAUUAGAUGUACAAGCUCUUCCAACUAGACAGGCAUCAACAAAGGUAGCCAACUUAAAACCAGGACAGUAUCCUGUGCCAAACUCACCAGGCUUCAAAAGAUUGAUGGAGUUGCAGACCCUUUUUUGUGCCAAUGACGGGAAAUUAGUUUGGCAAAAGCUUCCUAAGGACAUGCCCAUGUAUUACUUGACAAUUGCAGGUGUUAUUGCUGGUGUAACCUGGAGUCUUUGGAACUUGAAGAAAUUUGCUUCACCACCCAGUAACAAAUAACUAGAACUACUGACUAGAAGUUUAAUGACAAUAAUUGACUUUGUUCACUGGCUAUGUUUAAGAGAUGUUUAUGACUUCAUUUUGAGUAGUUAAAAAUUAUAAUAAAAUGAUUGGUUUAUAAAUAGA
Messenger RNA from Biomphalaria glabrata, 699 nucleotides. RefSeq lists its product as uncharacterized. The transcript has 3 exons. The record is from RefSeq and is a predicted model, not a curated record. NCBI's taxonomy places the organism in Eukaryota, Metazoa, Mollusca, Gastropoda, Planorbidae. Bases 163 to 573 code for a protein of 136 amino acids. Gene Ontology annotation, biological process: mitochondrial electron transport, cytochrome c to oxygen.